AUGGCGCGGAUGGCGGGCGGCAAGGAAGCGGCGGGCUGGGAGGGCGAGGACGGGCAGUGCGACUCGGGCAUCGAGUCGCUGCGCUCGCUGCCGGGCGGCAGGGAGACCCCCGCCGCGCCCGAGGGCCCCCCGGCCGCCCCCGAGGAAACCCUCGCCGAGGCCGCCGCCGCCGAGGAGCGGCUGGAUUCCAGCUACGGCUCCGGCGCCCUGCCCGAGGCUCUGCCCGAGGCUCUGCCCGAGGCUCUGCCCGGGCUGGCGGGGGCUCCGGGGGGCCGCCCCGAGGAGCCGCCGCCCCGGCCCGAGGGGCUCAGCCGGCAGCAGCUGGACGCCCUCACCUACCUCUCGGAGGACGGAGACACGUUGGUUCAUCUGGCCAUUAUCCACUGUGUCCCAGCUGUAGCACUCUGCUGCAUCGCUCAGCUACCCAGGGAGGUGCUGGAGAUCCAAAAUGAUCUUUUUCAGACCCCGCUCCACCUGGCUGUGUACCUGGAGCAGCCCAGUGUGAUCCAGGCACUGAUCCACAAGGGAGUGAACCCCGGGCUGCAGGACCGUAAUGGCAACACCCCGCUGCACUUGGCCUGCGAGCAGCAGCACCUGCAGUGUGCCCAGCAGCUGCUGGAGGGCACAGCCACGCCGGAUGGCACAGCUCAGCCCCGUGGGCACCACCAGGACCUGCAGCUCCAGAACUGGCAAGGCUUGGCCUGUCUGCACAUCAGUACCUUGAAAGGGAACAUCCCUAUGAUGUCUCUGCUGCUGGAGAGUGGUGCCAACAUUGAUGUUCGGGAGGGCACGAGCGGGAAGACCCCGUUGCACCUGGCUGUGGAGUGCCACAACCGCAGGGCUGUGCAGUUCCUGCUGCGCCACGGGGCCUUCGUGGAUGCCCAGAUGUACAACGGGUGCACUCCGCUCCACCUGGCCGUGGGCCGCAGGGACGCUGCCAUCGCCGCCAUCCUCUCCCACUCCGGGGCUGACACCCUGCUGAGGAACAUGGAGAAUGAGACAGCUCAGGACCUGGCUGAUGGCAACGAUGAUCUCCUUGCCUUGUUGCCCUUCGAUGACCUGAAGAUCUCAGGGAAGCCUGUUGUGUGCUCUGAAUGAGCAGAUGGACUCCUUUGGCCUGUUGGGCUGCCUCCUUCCUCUGUGCUGCUGCCCACUAGGAUCUUGCCUGCCUGCAUUUCAGUGGGAGCAGAGACACUUGGGGAGACUUAUCCCACUGUCCCUCCCCUCUUUGGAAAAGUUUGGUUUGCCUCAGGCUGCCUUCCCAGAUGGAAGAAGGUGGCAUUAUGAGCACUACACAGGGGAGGCUUUUCUUUUAGAAUCUGUGCACUGCAGCAGGACUGAAUUUUCCCUCCCUGCUGUGGGUCUUAUUUGUGGGGAUCUCCAGCGUACACAGGGAAGGAGUAGGAGAGGACUCAUUUUCACACUGUAGGCCGGACAGAGCAUCGUCUGGCACCCCAUCAGAAUAAGUGUGGGGUGAGGAGAGUCAACACUCACUCUAAUAAAUGUUUGUUGUU
Messenger RNA from Camarhynchus parvulus, 1514 nucleotides. It is a transcript of the gene NFKBIE, whose product is annotated as NFKB inhibitor epsilon. NCBI's taxonomy places the organism in Eukaryota, Metazoa, Chordata, Aves, Passeriformes, Thraupidae. The coding region runs from base 1 to 1098 and encodes 365 amino acids. The record is from RefSeq and is a predicted model, not a curated record. The transcript has 6 exons. Gene Ontology annotation, molecular function: protein binding.